UGCCGUCGCGUGCCCCGCGAGGCGGUACGCGCGGGGCCGGCCCACGGCCUGGGCGGUCCCCCCGGAGGCGGGGUCCAAUGGGCCCGCUAGGCCGUCCGGGGCCGCGCCGCUCACCGCGACCGCUCGCCGGCAGCAGAGCUCACCAUGUUCCCGGCGCGGCAAGAAGUUGGGCCCGCGGCGGCCGCUUUCCAGUAUGCGGCGGCCACCUGCUACCCGACCAGCUGCUCGCCGCCCCCGCAGUACGCGGGAUUCGGACCCGCCGUGCACGGGGGCCUGGUAGACGCCGUCGACUGGACCGGGGGCGGCGGCUACCGCUACGAUGACUGGGCCGCCCUGCAGCAGCAGCAGCAGCCGCAACCCACGGCGCAGGGCCUGUACGGAGGUUACGCGGCGGUGCCCGAACCCCCAACCACGAGCCCGGACUCCGGCCUGGCCCCGUCGGAUCUGAGCGGCGGCACGCCCUCACCGGGACUUGUGCAGCCGCAGCCGGUGUCCAGGCCGGCGCCCGCACGGUCGCCCUACGAGUGGAUGAUGAAGCCCUCGUACCAGGUGCAGCCGAACCCCGCCGCCCGAUGUGCCCUCAACGGCGUCUGUGUUGCCAUCCCGUUUUCGGGAAUGGACGAAGCGGCAUCGUGCUUUCUCUCUUUCCUCUACGCAGGCAAGACUCGCACCAAGGACAAGUACCGCGUCGUGUACAGCGACCACCAGCGGCUUGAGCUGGAGAAGGAGUUCCACUACAGUCGCUACAUCACCAUCCGGCGCAAGGCGGAGUUAGCGGCAAUGCUGGGCCUAAGCGAGCGGCAGGUCAAGAUCUGGUUCCAGAACCGGCGCGCCAAGGAUCGCAAGCAGGCCAAGAAACAGGAGGAGAUGCUGCACCGAGAGCUGGUCAAGGCAGAGCCCGUUCCCACCGCCACGCUGCCGCCUUUCUCGGCGGCGGCGGCGCCCACCGACGGCUACUCAUAGUACACGCACGCCGUGGACACACCCUCCCUCUCCGUCGUCAACGUGUAGUUUUGUACGAAGACCGCUAGGGGAGAAAUCUGGCGCUAGUGUUCGCGCGGGGCACCGAGGUUGCGUUUCAAAGCCGCCUGGGGUUUAAUGAUGGGAAUUGGUAUGCGGAAAGUACGUGUAUUUUCAUCGUCAUUCAUCAAAGCGUGAGGAGAAGCGGUUGCUGAGGGGGCCGGGAAAUACGAUCUCGAAAGAAUAAUGAGCAUUGACUCGGCGUGGUCGAGGAGUAUAUGUACUUUGGCCGAUUUUUUUUUUUUUCGAAAGUGAAUUGGUUGUUGUGUAGACCACGGUGCCUGGGUGUCGGCUGGUGUGCUUGUUACGUCAUUUCGCUUCAGCAAUGGAGCUCAACUAGGUGUAUGAAGAGGCAAAAAUUAGGAGGGGAGUUAUUUCGCCAUGCAUGCAAGUAUAUUGAGCGCCGAUUUAGCGUGAAUUCUCGGUCAAGCCGAUAGCCAAGCUGAAAGAAAGAGAAUCCACGCACCUACCCACGAUUACCAUGACGACUGAGCGACUGCAUUGCCAGGAUAUCUCCAAGUAAUCUUUGUGCGGAACUAUGCGGUUCUCCACGGACACGCAGGCCUACGGGGCUCAUCGUGCAAUGGACUAUGUGCGCACCUUCCAGAUGGCGCCGUGGUGGACCCACAGGACGCUUAUUCUGUGCAUGAACACGUGGUGCCACGGACUAGAAACUGCGGCGUGUAUACGGACCACUUGAUGGCCACGUGAUGAUUUGUGUGGCGACCUCUAAGCGCUGUUCUUUACAUGUCGCAGCGGACAACCGACAGUGCGCGAACGUGCGUCUCACGACGAGGCAGUGCUGUGCGCAGUUUCAUCGGGUAAUAACGUUUUUGUUUUCAGUGUCUGUGAAACUAAAUGCAGUUUGCGCUCAUUA
This is a messenger RNA of Dermacentor silvarum, 1897 nucleotides long. Its product is annotated as homeobox protein CDX-1. Gene Ontology annotation, molecular function: RNA polymerase II transcription regulatory region sequence-specific DNA binding; DNA-binding transcription factor activity, RNA polymerase II-specific. NCBI's taxonomy places the organism in Eukaryota, Metazoa, Arthropoda, Arachnida, Ixodida, Ixodidae. Gene Ontology annotation, biological process: cell differentiation; anterior/posterior axis specification; embryo development. The record is from RefSeq and is a predicted model, not a curated record. The transcript is spliced from 3 exons. Gene Ontology annotation, cellular component: nucleus. Bases 145 to 963 code for a protein of 272 amino acids.